Messenger RNA from Colletotrichum graminicola M1.001, 1275 nucleotides. RefSeq lists its product as uncharacterized. NCBI's taxonomy places the organism in Eukaryota, Fungi, Ascomycota, Sordariomycetes, Glomerellales, Glomerellaceae. Gene Ontology annotation, cellular component: Golgi apparatus; TRAPP complex. The transcript is spliced from 4 exons. The coding region runs from base 1 to 1275 and encodes 424 amino acids. The record is from RefSeq and is a predicted model, not a curated record. Gene Ontology annotation, molecular function: protein binding.
AUGACCCGGGCCAGAGGGCACCUGUCUGUCCGUCCCAGGUCUUCUACCAAGGGCCCGCUGGACCUGGACGACACACCUCUGAAUGACCCGUUGUCGCCCAAGGCUGCCGCUAAGGAAGAAUCGGCGCAGCAGCGCCCGAUAUCUGGCCAACGCUCUCCGGCCAUGCCGCAUUCCCCGACACCGCCUGUGCAGACGGCCGUCACCAAGAACUUUGGCUUUCUCCUACGUCCAGAGAUUUACCACAAUGUCAACCCGGCCAACAUACCGCUCGCCUUCAGAAACUCAUCCAAGCAACCUCCAGCCGACGCGUCAUUGGAAGACCUUGUGGCUAAAGGUCAUUUCCGAGCGGCUGCCAUCGCUGCUGUGCAAGAACUCACGGCCACGGGCGGGGCGGUGCGAGGUAGUGUUGACCCCUCAGACCAUCAUAGAAUAUUCAGCCUGCUAUACACGCGGCUGGCGUGCCUGACGCUCAUCGACGCAACGUCGAUAGCGGCGCAGGAGGUCAGGGCACUCGAAGACCUCAACGCCAGCAUCUACAUUGACGAGACCACCGGCGAACACCUCGUGCCUUGGGAGCUGCGGGUCCUCAACGUGCGGCUGCAGGCACUCGGGUUCAACGACCCGCGGAGGUCUGUAAUGAGCUAUCACGAUCUGGCGAGGGAAGCGCGAGAGCAGAUCAUCAAGGCGAAGACCCGGCACGACAACUCGGCACGGGAGCUUUGGAAGGCACGGCUGACAGACCUGGGCAUCAACGUUGCUGGCGCCCUAAUCGAGAUGGACGAUCUGGCCGGCGCUGCGCAUCACUUGAAGACGCUUAAGGACCACGGCGACGGCAAGAUGGCGCUGUCCCGAGCGCUUCUCUGGCUGCACCUCGGUGAUACGGAGGCCGCACGUAGCUGUGUUCAGGAUUUAGGAGAGGACGGAAAGCAUGCUGAGGGCGUCGUAACCGCACUUUGCCAUAUGGCCGACGGCGAAUACGACACAGCACUGCAAUCCUGGAAGGUACUGAAGGGGGAGUUGGAUGAUGAGAUGGUCGGGGUCAACCUCGCAGUGUGCCUCCUUUACACUGGCAAGCUCACGGAGGCCCGGUCCAUAUUCGAGGACAUGGUGAGCACUGGCUACUCGUCACACACCCUUCUCUUCAACCUCAGCACGACGUACGAGCUCUGCACCGAGCGGAACCGCAAUCUCAAGCUGAGACUCAUUGACAAGGUUGCCGACCUGGACGAGACACCGCGGGGCUGGGAAAAGAACAAUGCCGACUUCAAGCUGUAG